Molecule: messenger RNA, 165 nt
Organism: Protopolystoma xenopodis
Lineage: Eukaryota; Metazoa; Platyhelminthes; Monogenea; Polystomatidea; Polystomatidae
Source: the annotation of a GenBank genome assembly
GUACGUUGUUGUCGUGAGGAGAAGGCAGCUAUGGCGGCGAAAAUAGAGCAAGAAAUGAGUACAUUGAAGGCUGAAGAGGAUGAGGCUGCAGCGCUGCAUUUAAAGCACGAAGUACAACGCCGAGAGCAGAUAAAAUCCAAAGUAAGUGUACUACUCUUUGCCUAG